Frieseomelitta varia is the source of this 3877-nucleotide messenger RNA. RefSeq names its product neural cell adhesion molecule 2-like. NCBI's taxonomy places the organism in Eukaryota, Metazoa, Arthropoda, Insecta, Hymenoptera, Apidae. Bases 1 to 2439 code for a protein of 812 amino acids. Gene Ontology annotation, molecular function: protein binding. The record is from RefSeq and is a predicted model, not a curated record. The transcript has 13 exons.
AUGAGGGCCGAGCAGAAGGGUAGCCGGAGUCGUAAGAGUAAAGCAGAGAGGCAAAGCGAAGAGAAAAAGAGAGUAAAAAGAACGAUCGAUGCCAGAGAGAAGCCGGUGGCCAAAGCGCAACACUCCUCGGAUUCCGGUGUGUUUGGCCCGCGAGCGUAUUUUCGCACCGCGUUCCCGAGUCCUGCGGUCCUCGUGAUCGAGGACAUCAAGAGGCACGACGCGGCCACCUACAGAUGCAGGGUCGACUUCCGCAAGGGACAAACACGCAGCUUCCGCUACAACCUCACUGUCAUCGUGCCGCCGGAACAGCCGACCAUCUUGGAUCAGUGGGGCAGGAUAGUGAACGGAACAGCGGGUCCCUACGAGGAGGGUGAUACUCCUUCUCUAACGUGCCGUGUAACAGGCGGUAAACCGGAACCGAUGGUACGGUGGCUCGUCAAUGGUCAGGUCAAGGACGAGGAGUACGAGAAGAACGCCGGCGACGUCAUAGAAAAUAGGCUGACUCUGCAGUCGAUCACCCGAUCGGAGCUGGGGUCGAAUUUCACGUGUCAGGCGAGGAACACGGACCUGAUCGAGCCGAAGGAGGCCUCGAUUACCCUGGAUCUUAACCUGAAACCGUUGACGGCGACCAUAAGGAGGCCAGGGAAAAAAGGAGUGGGUAACGAAUCACUGCUGGCUGGGAAACGGUACGAGGUGGAAUGCGAGACCACCGGCUCGAGGCCACCGGCGGUGAUAACUUGGUACAAGGGACGAAGAAGACAGCUGAAACACACCACGGAGGAGAGAUCGGAGAACCGAACGGUGAGCAUGGUGGAGUUCGAGCCGGGAGUGGAGGAUCAUGGGAAAUCGAUCACCUGCAGGGCCGAAAAUCCGAACGUGACGGGACUGUUCGUGGAGAAAUCCUGGAAAAUCGACGUCGUCUAUCCUCCGAUCGUGUCGCUGAACCUUGGAUCGACGCUGAGUCCGGAGGACAUCAAGGAAGGCGACGACGUCUAUUUCGAAUGUCACAUCAGGGCCAAUCCACCCUGGUCGAAAUUGACAUGGAUACACGACAACCAGAUACUGGCGCACAACACGUCGGCCAGGAUAAUCUGGUCGAAUCAGAGCCUGGUGCUUCAGAGCGUGACUAGGAGCAGCGCCGGCAAGUAUGUGUGCGCCGCAACGAAUGACCUGAACGAAACACGGAGCGAGCCUCUUCAUUUUCGCGUCAAGUUCGCGCCGGUGUGCAAAGAGGACCGUAUCGUGGUGGUGGGAGCAUCGAGGGGCGAGUCGUUGAACAUUGCGUGCAAAGUGGAGGCCGAUCCGCCGGCGCACAAUUUCCGAUGGAAAUUCAACAACAGCGGAGAGACGUUGGAAGUAGCGCCGGGCAGAUUCUCGAUGGAGAAGUCGAGCGGCGUGAGCGUGCUCAGGUACACGCCGACCACAGAGCUGGAUUACGGCACUCUGUCGUGCUGGGCGGACAAUUUCGUCGGUACACAGGCGAGACCGUGUCUCUUCCAGCUGAUAGCCGCCGGAAAACCAUUUCCGGUUCGUAACUGCACCCUCGCGAACCAGACUUACACCAGCGUCGAGGUGAAAUGCGUGGCUGGCUACGAUGGCGGGCUUCCGCAAAAAUUCAUCCUCGAGGUGUACCACGGCGACGUGGAUUUCCUGUCGAGGAGCCAACCCCUCUACAACGUCUCGAACGCUGACGAGCCGAGUUUCUCACUCACCGGAUUGGAGGCGUCCGUCGAGGCUGGCGUUCAUGUCGCGGUCUACGCGAUGAACGCGAAAGGUCGUAGUCAACCAGUCAUUCUCAGCGAGGUCACCUAUCGCGACGCUGAGAAACGCACCGGGCAAGACGCCGGGAUCGUGCUGUCACCCCUCAUCGGUGUGGUGGUCGGCACGUUGGUUACACUGGUGCUGAUCAUUCUCGUGGUGGUGGUGCGCGUACGUCGCGAACGAGUGUCGAAGCCGCGACACGAGAAACCGGCGGAGCUGAGCGAGCUGCCACCGCAGCAGUAUCCGCUGCAGAAUCCUCAACAAGCCGUGGAGACCGAUCCGGACGUUAUCCCGAAUAAAUUCGAGGGAAACCUGGUGGAAGUGAGCCCGCCGAGUUAUCCAGGUGGAUAUCCCCCGGGACACUGGGUGACGCCCGGACCUACGCCAAGCAUAGACGAGCUCUGCCACAAAUUCACCGGAAGACCGACGGAGCUGAGGUUACCAUCGAGAAGCGCGAUACCGAGUUUACAGAGCAUGCCCAUGACGGGAGUGAUGAUGGGCGGCGGACAGAGCGUCGUGGUCAGCGGAAGUCAGGGCGGCGGUAUGGCGCUCGGUGGCAACAGCCAGGGUGUCGUCGUCGGUGCCGGGCAAGGCGUCGUCGUCGCUGGCGAGUGCUUGGACGGCGAGGCGAUCAAGAGACGACUGAUGGCCAACAGGCUUCCGGAGAGCUGCGUCUAAGACUUUAACCGACCCGCCGUGUUCGACCACCGUGUAAUCGUUCAACGACCUAAGAAAAUGAAAAGAAGUAACCAUCGUCGCGACGGCUGGACACUGACCACUAAAAUGCGACGUUGAUUUAUCGAUGUAACACGAAUUCUCGCGCUAGGAAACGAUUCAACAACGAGAUUCGUACGAAAGCUGCAUAAAAAGACAAUCCAGCGUGUCGUCGUUGCGAGCAACGAUAAGCCAAGAGAUGGAUAGAAAACGUGCGAAACGUGCGAAACGUGCGAAACGUGCGAAACCGGAGCCUCAGGACUCGUCCGGGGAAACUUUCCAAUCGCGGAACACCGUACUCGACCGUAUUCGAAAUUGUUUUGUAAAUGUUUCCUCGAUGGUCGGGCAAUAUUUGUUCCGUUUGUUGUUUCCUGUCUUUCUCUUUUCUCCUCUCUUCCAGGGAAGAAACGGAGGACACAGGGGCGAAAGAAAAUGGACAGAAUGGGAAGAGAAGUAGAAGAAUCGAUGCUGGGAAAGAGUUGGGUGAAAACUUGCCGCUCUCGAGUUCUCCACCUGGGCUAGAGAGAUGUUCCAGAAGUAGUCUCCUUUCGUCUUCGAACGUCGGCACAACUUUCCCCUAUCCCUGCUCCCGUCGCGCGACUCCGAGCCCAAUGAUCUUCGACGCUGUCUUCUCGCAUAUUUCUUACCGCGCUACGUGAUUCACCGCCUCCACGAGGACGCGUGCGACCGUCCGCGAGAAUUUUCCCCGGUACAAAUUGCGAACAAAUGACGGCAGUUUCGUGCAACGUGUCGAGGAAACGCGAGUCUCUAUCUGAAAACCGCCUCCAAACUUUGUUUCCCUCCGCCAAAAUAAGGCACGCGUUAACGUGUUCGAGACUAGACUUUGAAAAGAUUGUUCUCAAGAUAGUCGACGAUACUUUUCCCAAUGGCAAUCAAACUCGUGCUGAAGUACUUAAUAUCUGUGAUUGAUUGAUGUUUCUAUCUAUCUAUAUUUAUAUUGUUUGUAGUAUAUUCAUUUAUUUAUUUUUGGGUGAUGUUAAAAUCAAUUGUCAUCACGAAGGAGUCUAUUUUACAUUUGGCUUCAUAGAAUGAUCUUUUUCUGCUGCUAAUCGAAAAACUAACGUUGCAUCUUUGACUAUUGAGUAGAUAUAAACUAAAUGAUCUCGAAUGUGUUAACGCUCGAAUCGAGUGCGAGAUGUUGGAUCUACAACGAAAUUUUAACCUUUCUCCAAAUAUUUACAAAAGGAUACAUCAAUUCCAAUAAUCUUAAAAUAUAUUGUACAACUUGGAAAACAAAAAAGUAUGUUAUAAAUUCGGACUGGUCUAAGCAGAAUGAAUCAGAUGAUAAAAAAAAAAAUGGAAAUUACAAUUUACAUGGAAUUUUAUGCUGAUAAUUGAACUGCAAAUUUUUCUGUGUAAAUUUGUAUUUUUGAAAAAAUAA